AUGAUGGAAAAUCUCAUACCGAUUCUGACGAUGUCAAAGAGUUUACUCCAGAGAGAUGACCCGCUUCCUCCGGAUGAAGACGUUGGGCCAAUCUCGGUCUCGCUCGCAGCCGUGUUGACGGGGUUUCUCAUCAUUACCACUGGCCUUCGACUAUGGGUGCGAACAGCUAACCGAAAACUUGGCUGGGACGACUGCACAAUCAUACUUGCCGGUCUAACGGCCAUAAUUCGAUUUGCAUUUUGUGUCAAGCAAGCACAGCACGGAAAUGGCAGACACCGAGUAUACCUCAGCGACUACGACUAUAUGAUGAUCAAUAUGUACGGAUGGUAUGGCCAGGUCUUCCUCUUCAUCUCUGUAGCUUUUCUCAAAGUCUCGAUUUGUCUUUUGAUUCUUCGAAUCAAGGAUACAAAGACUCUGAAAAUACUACUUUACAUCCUGAUGGCCGGAGUCUUGAUCACGAACUUUGGGAUUGUCAUUAUUUUGAUGGCGGAGUGUCAUCCAGUAGGCUUCUGGAGAGGAAAGUCGGCAACAUGCUGGCCGACCGAAAUUCGGAUUUAUUCGAUAUAUGCUACAAUUGCAUACUCGGUCUUGACAGAUCUAAUCUGCUCACUACUUCCUCUCGCUGUAGUAUGGAACGUCAAAAUGCCGCCAAAGACUAAACUUUCUGUUUGCUUCUUAAUGGGGCUUGGCCUUGCUGCAACCGGCUUCGGAAUCGCAAGGGCCGCUUCCCUUGGAAUAUCUACAACAGAUCUUAGCUGGGUAUAUUGCAUUGCCGGAAUCUGGUCGAAUCUCGAGCUUUUCCUAGGCAUCAUUGCGGCCAAUCUAGCCCUUUCGCGCUCAAUUUGGGUUCAUUUCUUCGGAAGCAGGGACAAUCAGACACUUCCUGGCUCCACAGGUCGUUCCAAUCCUGCUGGGUCAGGUUAUGUAAACAGCAAGCUCCGAGGCGAUCGAUUCGAAGUCCCCUCCACGAUGAUUCGUUCCCACAGACGAGGUUCGGAGACAAGGAGCUCAAAUAGUGAUAUUCCACUAGAGCCAGGUAUCCAGAAAAAAACGGAGUUUUGGUGGACAGAAGACGAUGAUGCUCAGUCGAAAAAUACUUCGAUGAGGUUUGACCGAACGCCGGAUAAGUAA
Colletotrichum truncatum is the source of this 1131-nucleotide messenger RNA. RefSeq lists its product as uncharacterized. The record is from RefSeq and is a predicted model, not a curated record. Lineage: Eukaryota; Fungi; Ascomycota; Sordariomycetes; Glomerellales; Glomerellaceae.